Entamoeba invadens IP1 is the source of this 372-nucleotide messenger RNA. RefSeq lists its product as hypothetical. NCBI's taxonomy places the organism in Eukaryota, Evosea, Mastigamoebida, Endamoebidae. Bases 1 to 372 code for a protein of 123 amino acids. The transcript has 2 exons. The record is from RefSeq and is a predicted model, not a curated record.
AUGCCACGUGACAUGUUUAAAUUCAUUUCUUCACACAUCGAAACUUACGAUGUGGGCCAGCCAGAUGAUGUUUGUGAUGAUGCAUCAGACACUUCAGAUGAUGGGGAUGUCGAAGAGAAAGAGGAAGCUGAAAACGGGCCAGAAGGAGAGUAUUUCAACUGCGCGGAAUAUUCAGAUCGAGAUUUCAGAGAUCUCUCUGAAGAGCAACUCAGGAAAGAUGUCAGAAUCAAAAGGGGCAUCGUUGGUAGUGGAGUUGUUAAAGUCGUCCCUGCAAUAACUCCAAAUGCACACGACAACUUUUCUAAAAUUAGAGUGAUUUUAGAUAAUGUUUCGGUUGACGAACAUUUGUGUUCUUAUAAAAGGCAUAUGUAG